UGUUUUAUGCAUUCCCUCAGAGAAUAGGUAAAUCGUGAGAGAAGAGUAAAAAAAGGAAGUGUCGAGUGAAGAAGAAAAAUGAAACCGGGAACCGCAGAAUUAAGAUUUAUAUUCUUCUACAUCACCAAAAUUCCUGCCUUCCUGCAGGAGAGAAUUGUUAACGGCAGCGACGCGCAUAAAGGGGAAUUCCCUUACAUCGUAAGUCUGCAGAGGAGAGGAAGACAUAUUUGCGCUGGUUCUAUCCUCGAUGAGAAGCACAUCUUGACUGCAGCACAUUGCGUUUAUAGGAAGCCACCUUCGGGAUUCACCAUCCAAUAUGGAACCAUCUGGCUCGGUACAAUCAAGAAUAUUAUCGAUGUGGAGGAUAUUAUAGUGCACGAGGACUACGAUCCUUAUAAUGGACACAAGAACGACAUUGCCAUCCUCAAACUUGAAGACGCCAUAGAAUUCAGCGAUGAUGUACAGCCGACAGUUCUACCAAAGGCCUUUCAAGAAGUGCACCCCGAAUCCGAAUCCGUGUUAGCCGGAUGGGGAUACGAAAAGUCCGGCGGCAGAGCUCAACGGUAUUUGCAGAGAGUUAAUUUGGUCGUGUUUUCGAAUGAUGAAUGCGAGGACCUGAAUUGCUGCUACGCAGAUAGGGCUUAUCACUUGUGCAGCGGAGUCCAUGGAGGAGGAAAAGGACAAUGCAGUGGCGAUUCUGGUGGACCGCUUUAUUCAAACGAUGUGCAAGUGGGAAUCGUGUCCUGGUCAAUAAAGCCGUGCGCAUCGAGAGGACAUCCAGGAGUUUUCACCAAAGUGGCCAAAUUCGUUCGCUGGAUUAAUCAGCACACGCGUAAUUAGCAAUUAGCUUAAUGAUACGUUCCACACGGAACACUCAUUCUGUAUAUCACAUUUUCAUAACAUUUCCCUCCCCCGCAUCAUUAUUAAUCAUUAUCAUUAUGCUCAACGGCAAUGCACGUCAUCAUUAUUGCGUCACUCAAAAACAAUCAAGUUUCGUUGAAUUAUUAAUUGUUAGACACAUAAAUCAUCACAAAAUGUUACCUCUCAUAGUUUAGUCCACUAAUAUCCCGCACUAUUUGAUACAAGUAUUAAUCGAGGACUUUAAAACUGCAUAAAAAGAAA
Messenger RNA from Nicrophorus vespilloides, 1122 nucleotides. Its product is annotated as chymotrypsin-1-like. Gene Ontology annotation, biological process: proteolysis. The record is from RefSeq and is a predicted model, not a curated record. Gene Ontology annotation, molecular function: serine-type endopeptidase activity. The transcript is spliced from 7 exons. Lineage: Eukaryota; Metazoa; Arthropoda; Insecta; Coleoptera; Silphidae. Bases 79 to 840 code for a protein of 253 amino acids.